Prunus armeniaca (apricot) is the source of this 1614-nucleotide messenger RNA. The record is from the annotation of a GenBank genome assembly. NCBI's taxonomy places the organism in Eukaryota, Viridiplantae, Streptophyta, Magnoliopsida, Rosales, Rosaceae.
AUGGCGAAAGAUGAGCAGCUUCAAGUCCUAAGCAUGCUGGACGCAGCCAAAACCCAAUUCUACCACUUCACUGCUGUUGUGAUCUCCGGCAUGGGCUUCUUCACCGAUUCGUAUGACCUUUUUUGCAUCUCCCUCGUCACCAAACUCCUCGGUCGCAUUUAUUACCACGUCGAGGGCUCAGCAAAGCCAGGCAGCCUACCACCAAACGUGGCAGCCGCGGUCAACGGAGUUGCCCUAUGUGGAACCCUAGCCGGCCAGCUCUUCUUCGGUUGGCUCGGGGACAAGCUCGGGCGUAAAGGCGCUUAUGGAAUAACCCUAAUGCUCAUGGUGGGUUGUUCUAUUGGUUCUGGUCUCUCUUUUGGUAGCUCACCAACUUCUGUCAUUGCCACUCUUUGCUUUUUCCGGUUUUGGCUAGGGUUUGGCAUUGGUGGCGACUACCCACUUUCGGCGACAAUUAUGUCCGAGUAUGCCAAUAAAAAGACUCGCGGGGCGUUUAUAGCUGCGGUUUUUGCCAUGCAAGGGUUUGGGAUUUUGGCUGGCGGGAUGGUGGCUAUUGUUGUUUCUUCUAUAUUCCGUGCCGUAUACCAUGCUGAUCCCUACUCAGUCGACCCAAUUGGGUCGACUGUACCUCAGGCAGACUAUGUAUGGAGGAUUAUUCUCAUGUUUGGAGCAGUCCCCGCGGCGUUAACUUUCUAUUCGAGAAUGAAAAUGCCAGAGACCCCUCGUUACACUGCCUUGGUAGCCAAGGAUCAAAACAAGGCUCGCCAAGACAUGGCCAAAGUGUUGAAUGUGGAGAUGAAAGAGCAACAAGAAGUAGCGCAUGCGCAGCCACAAAACAACAGGUCCUCAAAGUUUGCUCUAUUUUCCAAAAAAUUUCUUAAGAGACAUGGGUUACAUUUAUUGGGCACGGCCUCCACAUGGUUCUUGCUAGACAUUGCUUACUAUAGCCAAAACCUUUUCCAAAAGGACAUCUUCAGCGCUGUGGGAUGGUUGCCAUCAGCAAGCUCUAUGAGUGCCCUAGAUGAGCUUUACAAAAUUGCUAGGGCACAAACCCUAAUAGCCCUAUGUGGCACAGUUCCUGGGUACUGGGUCACGGUCUUCCUCAUCGAUCACAUUGGCCGAUUUGCAAUUCAGCUAAUUGGGUUUUUCUUCAUGACUGCUUUCAUGUUUCUCUUGGCAAUUCCAUACCACCACUGGACUAGACCUGAAAACAACAUCGGAUUUAUUGUCAUAUAUGGUCUAACGUUUUUCUUUGCCAAUUUUGGACCCAAUAGCACAACAUUUGUUGUACCGGCAGAGAUUUUCCCAGCAAGGUUCCGGUCCACGUGUCAUGGGAUUUCAGCAGCUGCGGGGAAGGCCGGGGCGAUUAUUGGGGCUUUCGGGUUCUUGUAUGCAUCACAAAAUCAAGACAAGUCUAAGACUGAUGCAGGGUACCCGCCUGGGAUUGGAAUGAGGAAUUCUCUCAUUGUGCUUGGUGUGAUCAGCAUUUUGGGGUUCUUCUUUACGUUUUUAGUGCCGGAGUCGAAGGGAAAAUCGUUGGAGGAGAUGUCAAGAGAGAAUGAAGAUGAAGGUGAUGAUCAAGUGCAGCCCAACAGAGUUGAGGUUACUGUUUAA